AUGAGUUUGGAACAAGGAGACGAGAAGAAAACAGAAGAGAGUCCAGAUGAACAGAGAAAGAGAGAGAGAGAUUUAUUCCUGAAUCAGAUCCUAUAUCUGACCGAGGAGCUGGAGGGGUAUCAGCUGAAGUGUGACGACCUCGAGCAGCAGAAGAAGGACUUUAUGUCUCAGUACAGUUCACUGGAGACAGAUAAGAAGGACAUUGUGGAGUAUCUGAAACACUCCUUGUUGGAGAAGGAGGACGAGGUGGAUGAACUGUCUGCGCGGCUGGAGAGUCAGCGACAGGCUGCCGAGAAAGACAGAGACGCUCUGCAGCUGCAACACGCUCAGAUGAGCCAAGAGCUUCAGGAGCGGAUAGAAGAACUCAGCGGGGAGAACAGGAUGCUUGAGACCAGCCUGGCGAGUCUGGAGGAGUUCCGGAGGCAAAGGGAGCAGCUGACGUCCAACAUGGAGUCUCUGGAGAAGCAGCUGAGCCGCCAGGAGGAGGAGCACACAGCCGGGCUUCACAGCAUGGAGAUGUCAGUGCUGCUGGAGAAGCAGAGAUUAGAGAAAGAGAUGGAGAGACACAUGGCGAAGAUGGCUGCAGACGUGCAGCGCCUGGUGGACCAGGAGGUUCCUGAGGUGACCAAACGGGCCUUCGAGGAGAACACGGAGUUGAGGACUCGGUGCAAUAAGCUGUCAGACCAAGCUGAGAUCCUGAUAAAGGAGAACUCGGCUCUGCAGCUCCACAAGAAGAAACUCAAAUCGGACUUGAGCAACCUGGAGGAGAUGCUCAAAGAGCUGUCCCUCAAGAUCUCCGUCCACAAGAAGGUGGUGAAGCAGGAGACAGAGAAGUGUGAGCAGCUGCAGGCGGAGCUGAACGUCUGCAGGCAGGAGCAGCAGCAGCUGCAGGGCGAGCACAAACGCGUCCUGGUGGACAUGGAGGCGCUCAGACAGAAACAGGCCUCGCUGCCAGAACCCAGCGGGGACCAGAGCGCUGAGGUGAGGCGGCUGGAGGCCGAGCUGCAGGAGGAGAAGAGGACGAGCGGCCGGAUGAAGAGGGUCAUUCAGGAAGCAGUCGACACGCUCAGACAAACUCUGAUGGAGGCCCUGGAGGAGCAGGAGGCCCCGGAGAAGCAGGAGGCCCCGGAGAAGCAGGAGGCCCCGGAGAAGCAGGAGGCCCCGGAGAAGCAGCACUCUGAGGCCGGCGUCGACAGGUGGACGCAGCUGAUGCAGAAGCUGCUGGUCGUGUUGGACACGCGCAAACUCGCCGGCUCCUCUGCUGAGGAUCUGACCUCUGACCCUGCAGCCACCAGCUCAGUGAUUCUGGAUCCAGUUUCCAGUUACCACUUCCAGCUCGCUCGCUACACACCCGGAGACCUCGGCCUCAUUCCACCUAUGGCACAGAAGCCGCUUCGCUUCAGGACGAGACCAGGCUCCAUCCCGUCCCUGCUCAGGAAACCGUCCGGUCCGAAGACGACAAGCUCCCUUAACCUGAGCGGCUCAGCCGGGAGACUAAUAACGUCCAAACACGUCAACAAAAAAAAAUGAUUAGAAACUAACUUUACAACCUAUUCUUCUUUUACGCUUGUGGGAAUCUUUUCUACCUCUCUAAAACUGAUUUGAUUUAAAAAGAACCAUGUGAUAAAACACCAAAAGUUGACAAAUUCAAACUUAUUGUGCCAUAAAUGUGAUAUUGGGACAAUUCUAAAUCUUACUGUGAUGAUAUGAGCAAUAAAAAAAAGAGCAACAACACACUUCCUGUAUCAGGAAGUCCAAACACGUGACCCAUCUUCCUCAGAGCUCGAUCGAGAGUCGCCAUCUUAAAUAUCAGCAGAUUUAAAAUUUUGUGAUGUUUAAGGGAUUGACCCUGAAACAAAAAACAAACCUACCUGACUCAUAGAUGAAGACGCGGCACAGAUUUAAAUUCUUUAUUCGAUGUUUAUUGUUAUAUGGCAAAGUCUCAGGCACUUCAAUUCUCAUUUGACGAUGAAAGUCAGUACCGCGAUGAAGACGAGAGGAGGAAGGACAGUUUAUAUAUUACACGUGAGAGACAGAGACAAAAAGGAGAAUAACUAAACUAAUGACCACCGUAUGUACAAUGAAAUACAUAUAUCUGCAUUAAAAACUAUACUUUGAUAAAUAUAUAACUUCAUGGAUCGUUAAGUAGGAAUAGGAAAUAUUCAAAAUACUGUGAUUCUUCUUUUUUAAAUAGAUACAAAGGAUUUAUAUAAAAGUACAGUUUCUACGUCGCGUCUAUUCAUCGAUGGAUUCAUCGGGACACAGAUGUGACACCGGGUUGUUGAGGCGAGCAAUAUAUACAGGAAAUGUUUCCUCUAACGCGUGGGUGGAUUAUUCUCCGUCUACUCUGAAGCUCUGAAAAAUAAAAAUAAAAAAAA
Molecule: messenger RNA, 2378 nt
Organism: Paralichthys olivaceus (Japanese flounder)
Lineage: Eukaryota; Metazoa; Chordata; Actinopteri; Pleuronectiformes; Paralichthyidae
Source: RefSeq, a predicted model, not a curated record